UAAACAUCAAAAUAUAUUUUAGAUUGUAGAUUCUUCGAAGUAGCCACCCUUUGCCUUGACAGCUUUGCACACUUGGCAUUCUCUCAACCAGCUUCACCUGGACUGCUUUUCCAACAGUCUUGAAGGAGUUCCCACAUGCUGAGCACUUGUUGGCUGUUUAUCCUUCACUCUACAGUCCAAGUCAUCCCAAACUAGGUUGAGGUCGGGUGAUUGUGGAGGCCAGGUCAUCUGAUGCAGCACUCCAUCACUCUCUUUGGUCAAAUAGCCUUUACACAGCCUGGAGAUGUGUUGGGUCAUUGUCCUGUUGAAAAACAAAUGAUUGUCCCACUAAACACAAACCAGAUGGUAUGGCGUAUCUCUGUAGAAUAUGGUAGCCAUGAAUUUAAGAUAAAUCAGACAGUGUCACCAGCAAAGCACCAUCGCACCACCUCCAUGAUUUGCGGUGGGAACCACACAUGCGGAGAUCAUCCGUUCACCUACUGCGUCUCACAAAGACACAGUGUUUGGAACCAAAAAUCUUUGUCCUGUUGAAAAACAAAUGAUAGUGGGACUAAGCGCAAACCAUGUCGGAUGGUGUAUUGCUGCAGAAUGCUGUGGUAGCCAUGCUGGUUAAGUGUGCCUUGAAUUCUAAAUACAUUUCAGACACUGUCACCAGCAAAGCACCCCCACACCAUCACACCUACAUACUUCAUCGUGGGAUCUACACACGCAGAGAUCAUCCAUUCACCUACUCAGCGUCUCACAAAGACAUGGGGUGUUGGAACCAAAAAUCUCAUAUUUGGACUCAUCAGACCAAAGGACAGAUUUCCACCAGUCAUAUGUCCAUUGCUCGUGUUUCUUUGGCACAAGGAAGUCUUCUUCUUAUCGGUGUCCUUUAGUAGUGGUUUCUUUGCAGCAAUUUGACCACGAAGGCCUGAUUCACACAGUCACCUCUGAACAGUUGAUGUUUAGAUGCGUCUGCCACUUGAACUCUGUGAAGCAUUUAUUUGGGCUGCAAUCUGAGGUGCAGUUAACUCUAAUGAACUUAUCCUGUGCAGCAGAAGUAACUCUGGGUCUUCCAUUCAUGUGGUGAUCCUCAUGAGAGCCAGUUUCAUCAUAGAGCUUGAUGGUUUUUGCGACUGCACUCUUCAGUUCUUGACUGACAUUCAUGUCUUAAAGUAAUGAGGGACUGUAAUUUCUCUUUGAUUAUUUGAGUUGUUCUUGCCAUAAUAUGGACUUGGUGUUUUGGAUUGGAUCCAAAAAUCUCAUAUUUGGACUCAUCAGACCAAAUGACAGAUUUCCACUGGUCUAAUGUCCAUUGCUCGUGUUUCUUGGCCCAAGCAGGACUCUUCUUAUUAUUGGUGUCAUUCAUUGGUGGUUUCUUUGCAGAAAUUCGACCAUGAAGGCCUGACACUAAAGCAUUUAUUUGGGCUGGUAACUAAUGAACUUACCCUCUGCAGCACAGGUAACUCUGGGUCUUCCUUUCCUGUGGCGGUCCUCAUGAGAGCCAGUUUCAUCAUAGCUUUAAAAGUUCUUGAAAUUUUCCGGAUUGACUGACCUUCACGUCUUAAAGAAAUGAUGACUGUCAUUUUUCUUUGCUUAUUUGAGCUGUUCUGGACAUCUUGGUAUUUAACCAAAUUGGGCUGUCUUCUGUAUAACACCCCUACCUUGUGACAACACAACUGAUUGGUUCAAACGCAUUAAGAAGGAUAGAAAUUCCACAAAUUAACUUUUAACAAGGCACACUUGAAUUGAAAUGCAUUCCAGGUGACUACCUCAUGAAGCUGGUUGAGAGAAUGCCAAGAGUGUGCAAAGCUGUCAUCAAGGCAAAGGGUGGCUACUUUGAAGAAUCUCAAAUAUAAAAUAUUUAUUUCUGUUGUUGGUUACUACAUGAUAUGUGUUCUUUCAUAGUUUUGAUGUCCUCCAUAUUAUUCUACAAUGUAGAAAAUAGUAAAAAUGAAGAAAAACCCUUGAAUGAGUACGUGUGUCCAAACUUUUGACAGGUACUGUAUGUGACCUCACAAUUUCAACAUUAGUGACAAGGAAGUAAUUUUUCUGAAGUAUUUGCACAAUAUUUUGUUUGUUGCAUUUGUGUGUGGUGGAGGAUUGUUAUCACGUUUCAUCAUUGUCUAAACAUAUUGGUUUUAAGUCUGAUGGACCUAGACAUUGUGACUGACCUAUAGUAGUAUGGUGGAAUAUCACUAGUAAGUUUGUUUUAUUCUCCAGAAGCUGCCUGUACCACAGCACAUCAAGUCUGUGAAUAUAAAACUAACAGCUUCUUCACCCAAAAUGGUGUAUGCAUAUUAUAAGAUGUGUGCAUGAAGUGUAUGAUGUUACACGUCAGAUGUAAUAUUCCUGUUGUCAUUCUGAAAUACAUUGAAGUAGAAACUUAGUGUGGAAUGGAUUAGGUCCGGGAUCUUUUAACCACUGUUAGUAAUGUCAUAUGAUCUCCCUGGCCAAUAAGAAAUCGAAGACUGAUAAAUGCUAUAGUAACACAUUGUGCAAUGACUUUUGACAUCCUGGAGUGGUGGACUUCCUGUCUCACAGUAUUUAAAGCUCAGAAGUACAUGCUGUAUGGUCACUGGGUGUGCACCGUGAGUAUCUGUGCUGUAAAAAAAAAAAAAAAAAAGUGACUAGACAAUUUUUUUUGCAUGUUUCUAACUGUAGAUUCCACAUGGUUGCUAAAGGGUUAUUUGAACUUUUCUUGUGCUACACAUGUUAAACACUGAAAUGCGCAGUGAUGAUUUAGUUAUUCUUAUUUUUUUCUAUUAUAUGAUAUUCAUAAAAAAUGUAGUAAUGGCUCAAUUGAUUAGUUAAUUGCAUAAAAAGAGACGUUUAAGGUAUCCUAACAUUUACACAAUGUAAGAAUGUUAAUGUCUAUAGACCUUGCACUUUGACAGGUCUAUUUGUAUUACAUGUUCAGUUUUACUAAAAAUAUGCAGAACGUAGAACUAUUGAGCAUACUUCCUGUUUCUUUAGAAGGGAAAUGCUUUUAGAUUUAGAGUAAAGAUGCAUAAUGCAGCUCAAAACUAGACCUAUUUUAAAGAAUCAUGACUGGGAUCUUAGAUGUUAUAGAGUAAAACACCAGCUAUUUCACUUUUUUUCUUAGUGUAGGCACAGCAGGAAAUAUUAAGGACCUUGAACUUGGAAUCUGAAGAACCCUGCCAUUCACUAGUUCCUGCAACAACAAGCAGCAUCAAGGAUGGAAGCAAGCCUCUGCAAUAUUUCGGACAACAUCACAUCAAAUAGGAGCCUCAUUGAAACCGUUGUACAGUGGACAACAUUCUCCAUUGGUUUUCCUCUGAUCUGUCUGUCAAUUUAUGCCAUGUACUUCCUGAUCAGAGUUGAGCACAUCGCUCCAGUCUAUGUUAUCAACCUUCUUAUUGCAGAUCUCAUUCAGAUUUGCAUGAGGCCAUUCAUACUCUGGUACCUUAUAGUCAUGUUGAUUGAAUUCUUUGGUAUUAGUGCAAGCAUUGGUUUCAUGGUAUGUGUUGCUCUCGAGAGAUAUCUUAUGAUUGCAUUUCCUCUCUGGUACCGUUUUCGCCGUAACAUCAAAUACUCGCUCAUAAUGUCCUCCAUUAUCUGGCUUUUUCCUUUCAUCCAAAUCUCCAUGUUUUACCUCACACCGACUAUUGAGAUUUCACUUAUUUUGUUUGCAGUUAACCUCCUCAUACCCUUUCCACUGCUUGUAUUCUUCCUAGUGGGCACGUUGAAAGCUCUGUCCAUCUCAAUCUCUGUGCCAGCUGUCGAACAGAGACGGAUUAUUGGUACCCUGGCCCUUGUGCUGGGCAAUUACACAGUCCUGUUCCUACUCAUCAUACAAUAUCUGAUAUCAGGGGUAACAUGCCAACACAAUGUGGAGAUUGGGAUAAUCUUUGAGAGAUUCAGCCCCCUUGUGGAUCCUCUACUUGUGUUCAUGAGAAAGGGAGCUAAGGACACUCUGGCCUUCCCCUGCUUCGACAAGCUCAUGGGUGACGAGGAGCAGAGUCAGGUCACCAACACUAUGACCAUGACUGAUAGUGGAGUAGAAGGCUCCAGGUAGGACAGAUCCAGGAUAAUGGACUAUCUGUAUGAUUCACUAUGUAUAACUCCUAUCAACUCUUUGUUAAAAUUAUCGGAUCGAAACGUUGUCAAAAAAGCGUUGAAUUGGGAGCUUUAACAGUGUGCGGCCUUGUUCUUUUCUUUGUUAAAAUUAUACCAUACGGGCCUCCCGAGUGGCGCAGUGGUCUAAGGCACUGCAUUGCAGUGCUUUAGGCGUCACUUCAGACCCAGGUUUGAUUCCAGGCUGUGCCAUAACCGGCCGUGACCGGGAGUCGCAAGGGGCGGCACACAAUUGUCCCAGCAUUGUCCGGUUUAGGAGACGGUUUGGCCAGGGGGGAUUUACUUGGCUCAUCACGCUCUAGCGACUCCGUGUGGUGGCACGGGCGCCUGCACGCUGACUUCAGUUGCCAGUGAAUGGUGUUUCCUCCGACACAUUGGUGCAGCUGGCUUCCGGGUGAAACGGAGGAUGCAUGACUCUACCUUUGCUGCAACUCCCCAACGGGCUCGGGAGAGGCAAUGAGACAAGAUCGCAAUUGGAUAUCACGAAAUUGGGGAGGAAAAAGGGGGUUAAAAUGUUUAAAUAAACCUACUUUACUUUUAUUGUUGUUAAAAUGUGAAGAGUACAUGCCUUGCUUUUUAAUAUACAAUGCAUAACAUACUGUAUUGUACACAGCCCUAUUCUGCAUUGCAAUAUCUUUGUUGGGCUUGUAUUGCAGCUUUUCAGAAAAAUAUGGACUCCUUUCCUUCAAUAAAUUGAUAAUGUGGAUAUU
Molecule: messenger RNA, 4790 nt
Organism: Oncorhynchus keta (chum salmon)
Lineage: Eukaryota; Metazoa; Chordata; Actinopteri; Salmoniformes; Salmonidae
Product: ovarian cancer G-protein coupled receptor 1
Biological process (GO): positive regulation of Rho protein signal transduction; phospholipase C-activating G protein-coupled receptor signaling pathway
Cellular component (GO): membrane
Molecular function (GO): G protein-coupled receptor activity
Source: RefSeq, a predicted model, not a curated record